AUCCCGCUUUUUCCAAAUGAGUAAACAGACAUAAACAAAGCAAAAUAGCGGUUAAGCAGAUCCAGUUUCAUUUUAAGUCCCUUCGAUAGAGAAAGUUUGACCUUGCCCUUGCCAAGUUUAAGUAGAUUAAAUAUCAAUGAACCUGCCGCUCAGUGUUACAAGUUAAUAAUAUAAUGCUGACGUAGUUAAAAUCACACAGCAUUCAGUUCUUUUAUGUGUUGCCAAAUUAUCUCUUUGUGUUUGUGCAGGUUUUUGUUCUUGUCUUUCCCAUUUAAAAGUGUGCAUAUUGGAAGUAUUCCAAAUUAAAAUUAAGAAUUGGAUUGUAAACUAAAAUCGAAUCUACAAUGUCGAAGGAUACGGACGUGGAGCAACAGGCGACGAAGCCGGAAAGUGGAGUCGUCCAGGUGGCAGCAGCCAUUCCGGAGGAGUCCCCCACCACGGUGUCCACCACAACGACGGUGAUCACCGUCUCCAAUGGGGAAAAGCCAGUGGAGUUGACAAUAGCAACAACGGCAACACCUGUGGCACCUGCAACAGCAGAACAAGUGCAACCUGCAACAACCAUUGCUGGCAUUGAAUUGGCCACACCGACAGCAACAGCAACAGCAACAUCACCAACAUUAACCACAACAGGCAGCGGCAAAGCCAACAUGGAUCCGGCGCUGAUCAACUUCAAGGUUCUGUAUGUGCUGACCCAGCUGUGCGGCCUGACGAUGAUCGUCCUGGUGGGCACCUGGAUUGGCCAGCACUUUGGCGGACUCGGCGGCAGCUCCAAUCCCAAGCUGGAGUUCAACUGGCAUCCGCUGUUCAUGACCAUUGGGUUUAUCUAUCUGUAUGGCAACUCUAUACUGAUCUAUCGCGGUUUCCGCACCACGCGCAAGAAGACACUGAAGCUCACCCACGCUGGCAUCCAUAUGGCUGCCUUUAUUCUGACGGUGAUUGCCUUGAAGACCGUCUUCGAUUCGCACAAUUUGGCCAGUCCGCCCAUUCCCAAUCUGUAUUCGCUGCACUCUUGGCUGGGCUUGUCGGCGGUCAUUGUCUUCUCGCUGCAAUAUGUGGCCGGAUUUGUGGCCUUUUUGGCGCCGGGACUGAGGGAGAACUACAGGAUCGCCUUGAUGCCGCUGCACAUCUACUUCGGACUGUUCGGCUUCGUUCUGGCCAUCGCCAGUGCCCUGAUGGGACUCACCGAGAAGGCCAUCUUUGCCAUCACAAAUCCCCCGUAUUCCACGCUGCCCACUGCUGGUGUGCUGGCCAAUGUGAUUGGCGUACUGUAUGUGGUCUUUGGCGCUCUGGUUGUCUACCUGGCCACCGAACCCGCCUACAAACGAAAGCCCAUUCCCGAGGACACGGCUCUGCUGAGCUCCAGCUCCGGCAAUGAGUAAGGACCCCCAAAAUCAGCUGCAAUGCUUACUUAAGCUCAAAGAAAACUGUGCACAAAACCAAACGAAACCGAUGACCUGAUCACACGGAUGGUGCUUUUGUUGUUGACGAUGCCUGUAUUAUCUGUAGCAAGUACAUAACUUAAUGACUAUGUAUAAUUCCGGACUAUCCACAUACGUAUAUAUGGUCCACUGGGGUCAGCGUGUGCUCAAAUCGUAACGUAUUUAACCUCAUGAAGAACAUUUGCUUUGAACUGUACGAAUACAUCUCUAUCUAUGUGUGUGUUACAUGUAUGCUUAAAUAAAUAUAUAUUAAUACA
Drosophila gunungcola (fruit fly) is the source of this 1699-nucleotide messenger RNA. Its product is annotated as plasma membrane ascorbate-dependent reductase CYBRD1. The coding region runs from base 345 to 1382 and encodes 345 amino acids. The transcript is spliced from 5 exons. Gene Ontology annotation, molecular function: oxidoreductase activity. The record is from RefSeq and is a predicted model, not a curated record. Lineage: Eukaryota; Metazoa; Arthropoda; Insecta; Diptera; Drosophilidae.